Messenger RNA from Ustilaginoidea virens, 1461 nucleotides. RefSeq lists its product as uncharacterized. Bases 1 to 1461 code for a protein of 486 amino acids. The record is from RefSeq and is a predicted model, not a curated record. The transcript is spliced from 2 exons. Gene Ontology annotation, biological process: protein dephosphorylation. Gene Ontology annotation, molecular function: protein tyrosine phosphatase activity. NCBI's taxonomy places the organism in Eukaryota, Fungi, Ascomycota, Sordariomycetes, Hypocreales, Clavicipitaceae.
AUGGAUAGGCUGCCCAGCCUCCGCAGGAAACCGAAACCGCCGGCCAUCGAAACGUCCGUCCAUCGCACGAGCAGCGAGGCUGGCGAGAGCACCAUGACUGCCGACGUCGCAGCCUGUCUAGCACCACAACCGAGACCGACUACGAUGAGAUCUCCUCUGCGGAACCUCAAACUGCGUGUGACCGCUAAGCGCGCGAGGACGCAAUCCCCCGCUGCGCGUCCAUCUAGCUCGCCGAUAGCUGCAGUCUUUAGCCAGGACGGCAUAGCUCCUCGCUCUACCACGCAGGAAGCCUCGGCGUCGAGGGCUCGCUCUAGACCCGUCUUGCCCACCUUCUUGAACCUCUCCCCCGCAGAAAUCGAAAGCAAAUUUCUUGAACUCACAUGGGCCGAACGCAGUCGUCUUGCCCAAGGCGCUCGACCCGAUGCCGAUGCUCCUGGCAACGUCAGAUGGGGCUUGUUUAGGCAAACCGAUGCCCCUCAGAGGGGAAUCAUGGAUCGCUACAUCAAUGUCAAACCGUGGAAUCACAACAGGGUCAAGCUCAACGUGUCCGAGGACGAGCUCGACUAUGUAAACGCGUCCACAGUGACACUGGAACCGUUGUCGGACAAGUCCUUGGCACCGCUGCGAUACAUUGCCAUGCAGGGCCCGACGAUGCCGUCGUUCAACUACGUUUGGCGGAUGGUUGCGGAACAAACAGCUUGCCCGGCCGUCAUUGUCCAGCUCACAAGCAUGACGGAAGGUGGCUCCGUCAAAUGCGACCAGUACUUUCCCGACGACGCCGAGGAAUCGGUCUGGAACCUGAACGAGGACGACGUCUGGAAUGACGGCUGGAAGGCUCGAGUCACGAACGACUCGCGGCAAGAGCUUGCUGAUGGCGCCAUCGAGAAGCGCAAGCUUGUCCUGCAUGUCGAGGGAGAGGCGGAACCGCGGAUAGUAUGGCAUUUCCUGUACACGCGGUGGCCCGACUUUGGCGUGCCGACGCUGGAAGACAUGGACAGCUUCCUUGCGCUCAUGGAGAUUUCCCGAGAGCACAACGAGCCUCGUCACCCACGAAUCAUCCACUGCAGCGCCGGCGUGGGUCGCACCGGCACUUUUAUCUGCCUGGAGCAUCUGAUGCGGGAACUGGACGCCGGCACUCUGGAAACAAACGAAACGGACGCCGGCAAGCUGCCGGACCUCAUCUACAGCACGGUGGACAAUCUCCGGCAGCAACGCCGGUACAUGGUCCAGUCCGAGACACAGUACCGGUUUCUCUACGACGUCAUGCGGAAGCUGUGGCUCGGCAGGUACGGCGCUGCCUUAUCUCAGGGCCGCGAUGCCGACGGCACGGGAACCGGCGAGCCCGCGGCCAAGAGGCUGGAAGUGGCCGAGGGGGCCCUUUCCGACGAAAGGGACGGCAGCCCCGUCUCCAAAAAUCUAGCCUCGAGCAAAGGCAGCAGCCGAGACGAUGCCGCGAGUUGA